AUCCUCAGAAUACUCUUGUACUCGAGGCGUGGGCCGCGUGGCACUGGGUCUGUGCACGUUUGGCAGAAGCUAUCGUCCCAUGGACGGCGUGAGCAUCGGUGCUGCCGUGGUGCUUCUUAUGUUGCGUGUGUGAAAGGGAGAGGGGAGAGGGGAGAGAUGGCCUGCCUUCACGAUCACAACUGCGAGGACCACGAUUGUUCUUCCGAUUGGUCUCUGUACAAGCACAUAGACCUCCCUAAGGUGUCGGCUUUGAAUGAAGCCGUAUCAGGAAGUGUAAAGUCAGUUUUUAAAGCUUGGGAGCAACGUCUGGAUUCCUCCAUGCAGGGCUAUUUGGAAAGCAAUGAAGGUGACCCGGAGUUACUUGUUUUUAUCCCGUUUACUUCCGAUGUUAAGAUUAAGAGUAUUUCAGUUGUUGGUGGUGCUGAUGGGACAAGUCCUUCAAAAAUGAGAGCGUUCCUUAAUCGAGAUGGUAUCGACUUCUCAGAUGCUCAGUCUAUGCAACCUGUUCAGGAGUGGGACUUGGUAGAAAAUUUUCAAGGAUUGUUGGAAUUCCAAACGAGAUAUUCUAGAUUUCAAGGUGUAGGCAAUCUCACUUUGCAUUUCCCUGAAAAUUUUGGUGCUGAGACAACUCAGAUACACUAUAUUGGCUUGCGCGGUGAAGCCACUCAGUUAAAGAGGGAUGUUGUUGCAACAAUUGUUUAUGAACUUAUGCCUAACCCAUCAGAUCACAAGACGCGGGCUGAGAGUGGCGGGGGCCUUUCGCACUGGAGUGAACAGUAAAUAACUGGCAACAACGAUGCUUCAUGUUGGAAAAGGGCUCGGGUUCUUCUUUAAUGUACUCUUAUGUAUGUAGAUGCAGAAAAUAUGUCCGACUUCUCAACAUUUUAUGACAUUAUUAUUUUUUGACUCGAUGGAAUCCAAACAUUAUGGUGAUGUUGAUAAAGAAAGAUGAUCAAAAGGAGUUUGAAAA
Messenger RNA from Macadamia integrifolia, 970 nucleotides. Its product is annotated as PITH domain-containing protein 1. NCBI's taxonomy places the organism in Eukaryota, Viridiplantae, Streptophyta, Magnoliopsida, Proteales, Proteaceae. The coding region runs from base 157 to 780 and encodes 207 amino acids. The record is from RefSeq and is a predicted model, not a curated record. The transcript has 9 exons.